Molecule: messenger RNA, 864 nt
Organism: Letharia lupina
Lineage: Eukaryota; Fungi; Ascomycota; Lecanoromycetes; Lecanorales; Parmeliaceae
Exons: 1
Coding region: 1-864 (287 amino acids)
Source: RefSeq, a predicted model, not a curated record
AUGUAUCUUUCCUUUUCCUUCACGACGGUGUUCUUGUUGUUAGCCUCCUCGAUAGGCAUCACUGGACUCACGAGUGACCUAGUCGGCGCGGACUCUCGCUCAUCUGGUCGAAAUGCAGCAGCGAUAGAUGCUCGUUCUAUUGAUGGACAUCGACUGGGAAGCAAAAGAAGUCAUGAUGUCUCCUCAAGAUCCAGCAACCAUAUCGCAGCCUUGAUACCCCGGGAACCCCAAGAAGGUGUACCACCACCACUACCACCAGUGGUCAAAGCACCAAAGCCCGCCACGGCGCCCGAGUCACCGACUGAACCCACCGCGCCUGAAGCGCCUCAAGCACCCGCCCAGAAGCAAGAGCCAGAGCACAAAGACGACGACGACGACGACGACGAUGACGACGACGACGACCACGAUGGACCCGAGAAACCCAAGGAGGGGAGCGAAAGUGGUGAGGGCGGGGACGGCGGCGGUGAUACAGAUACUGGUGAUAGCCCGGAAGAUGGAGGCAACAGUACUAGUAGCACCAGCAAAUGCGCAAAUCCCCGUGGCACAGCUAGUGCCAGUUGUGUUUCGACCGCUACGCCGCUGCUGGGGACGAUGGCAUCGGCCGUCCCUACGCCCGCAAUGAUCUCUUCUACAUCCUCUUCUCCCACCGCUACCAUGACUACCUCGGCGACACAAGAGAUCGCGCCGGCUUCAACUGCUCCAGCGCCAACUGCAACCUCGCCCACCGCCGCAGCGGAUGGCAUAGGUGGUCGAAACCCGUUCGCAUGGGUGAGAGGGAAGUCAAGAGGAGGCGGCGGCAUCGCUACGACAGUCGGUGUUUACUCUGUGGCCUAUGUUGCCUGUCUGGUCUUCUUUUGGGUUUGA